Molecule: messenger RNA, 594 nt
Organism: Aspergillus viridinutans
Lineage: Eukaryota; Fungi; Ascomycota; Eurotiomycetes; Eurotiales; Aspergillaceae
Exons: 3
Coding region: 1-594 (197 amino acids)
Source: RefSeq, a predicted model, not a curated record
AUGUCAUUCGAAGAAAAUGAAUUUGAUAGAAUCAGCGCUUUCUUCAUCGGGCCCAAGGGUGCCAACCUGCCCGAUUUCCGGGCUAACAUUAAUACUAUCCUAGAUGAGCUGCUAGAGACCAGGCUGGAUUACAUGCCAAAGGACACUAAAUUUAUUUCGAAAACUGUCCGGCGUUCAAAAAAGUUCCGAGAGGUUCGAGACAUGGUCGGAAAUGUAGUGAGGACGACUGCCCAGGUGCUCGGAGCACAUUCAGUACCCUUCUGGACGCCGCGGUAUGAAGGCCAUAUGUGUGCAGAUUUGACUAUGGCAUCGCUGUUGGGGUAUUUCAUGACCAUGCUGUAUAAUCCCAACAACGUGGCUCUCGAGGCAAGCCCUUUAACCACCGUGGCGGAGUAUCAAGUCGGGCAGCAGCUAUGCGAUCUGUUCAGAUACAACACCGAUCCGGAAAAGCAAGACUUGCCAUUGGCAUGGGGUCACAUCACUUGUGAUGGUACUAUUGCUAAUUUGGAAUCUAUCUGGGUCGCGCGAUAUCUGAAGUUCUACACUUUGGCACUCCAAUGGGCUAUCAAUGAGGGCACGCUACAGUUCAUAUGA